Molecule: messenger RNA, 1565 nt
Organism: Andrographis paniculata
Lineage: Eukaryota; Viridiplantae; Streptophyta; Magnoliopsida; Lamiales; Acanthaceae
Product: phosphoenolpyruvate carboxylase kinase 1-like
Exons: 3
Coding region: 36-854 (272 amino acids)
Biological process (GO): peptidyl-serine phosphorylation; protein autophosphorylation; intracellular signal transduction
Cellular component (GO): nucleus; cytoplasm
Molecular function (GO): ATP binding; calcium-dependent protein serine/threonine kinase activity; calcium/calmodulin-dependent protein kinase activity
Source: RefSeq, a predicted model, not a curated record
AAUCCUAUCUAGAGAGAGAAAACAAAGGUACAGUUAUGAGUGGGGCCCUAGAGAGAGACUACAGGGUGGGGGAGGAGAUCGGCAGGGGCAGAUACGGCGUUGUAUCCAGUUGCCGCUCCGUCGCCACCGGAGAGUGCUUCGCCGUGAAGUCAAUUGAUAAGCGCCUCAUCCGAGACGACGCCGUCGACAGCCAGUGCCUUCGGAAUGAGGCCAAGCUCACGCAACUCGUCUCCGGUCACCCCAAUGUCGUCCGCCUUUUCGAUGUUUACGAGGACGAUGAGUUUCUUCACGUUGUGUUGGAAUAUUGUGGCUCUGGAGAUCUCUUCGAGCGAAUUACCGACCGUCCUGUUUACUCCGAAUCGGAGGCUCGUCGAGUAAUGGUACCGUUAAUGGAGGCCGUUGCCCACUGCCACAGCCUUGGAGUGGCUCAUCGGGACAUCAAGCCGGAUAACAUUCUAUUCAACAGCUAUAAUGAAUUAAAGCUUGCGGACUUUGGCUCAGCCGAGUGCCUUGGGGACGGAGAGCUUAUGUCGGGCAUUGUUGGGACACCCUACUAUGUCGCCCCGGAGGUUUUGGCUGGGAGGGACUACAAUGAGAAGGUUGAUGUGUGGAGCGCCGGAGUCAUAUUGUACAUGUUGCUCGCUGGCAUCCCGCCAUUUUACGGGGAGUCUGCAGGGGAUAUCUUUGACGCCGUGGUGAGGGCGAAUUUGAGAUUUCCGAGGGCCAUUUUCAGCAAGGUUUCUUCCGAAGGUAAGGACCUGCUGCGACGAAUGCUGUGCAGGGACACGUCAAGAAGGCUCUCUGCUGCCGAUGUUCUGAGGCAUCCGUGGAUGGCGAGCAGCGGAGAUUCUUGAUUGAUCGAACAGACAUGGAUACGAACACAAACACAGCUUGAAGAAGACUGCUACUGUAUAUACACUUGUAAGUAAGUAGUAUUAGUGUUGCAUUUCUGGUAAGUACAAAAUCUUAAAGUUGCAAAAAGGUAGGGAAUGAGAGAAUGGGUAGCUCCCUUUUUUGGCCUUGAUUUUGUUUCUCUAAUGCUUUCCUUAUUUUGGCUUGAAGCAAAUGUUAUGUUAGGGCCAGAUUUUGGGUAAAUAUGGGUUGCCCUGUUUUUCUACUCAACCAAUAUCUAUUACUCCCUCGACCUAUAAUUAUGUAUCUGUUUGCUUUUUUCACGGAGUUUUAAAAAUAUUAGUAUUAUAUUGGAUAUAGUAGAAAUAAAGUAAAAAUGACUAAAAUAAUCUUAUUAGUAUUAUGUUAUAUAAAGACAAUGAUAUUUGUGUAAUAUAUUGUAAAUUGUAAAGGUAUUUGUAAUGUUAAGUAGAUAAUACAGUUACUUAUAUGGAUACUUUGUUAUGGGAUUGACUAAAAUGGAAAAAUGAAUACUUUGUUAUGAGUCACGCUAAAAUGGAAAAAUAGAUAGUUUGUUAUGGGACGGAGGAAGUAUUUUAUUUUAUUAUUAAUUUUUUUUUCUUGCAGAUUUUUUUAUUGAAUAAUCUUCACUUUCAAAAAUAAAAAAUAUGUAGUAUUUUUAUUUUAUAUUAAAGAGCUAAUGGACCUUAUAG